GUCAUUCAUGCCGUCAAUUCAUUUUGGACGUGGUUUGAUUAAAUCAUAUUAUCAGCGAUAAAUUUCUUUUCACAUAAUUGCAUUUGCAGUGCAUUCAUACAAACGGUGAGUCCUGAAUUUAUGUAUACUUUUCUAAGUUGCCGUAUAUGAUUUCACAUGGCAUCAUAUGCGACAGCUUCUUGGGAAUUUGUUUUUUUUUUUGUUCUAAUUUUUUUUUUCGAUUUUUAAGCGAAAACAUAUGUGCAUACGGGAAAAAUGCCACCAGCCAGACGAGCAAAUAUAGGUCGGCGAACGCGUAAUGCAAAUGAUGUGGCAUUACUAAGACGAUCACAGACUGCAGAUGAACGCGCACAAGCUAAUGCAUCGCAGCGUGAACGUAAUGCACGCAAUAGAUUUGUUAACCCAGUACCUGUACUGAAUCUUGCACGGCCAUCACGAAUACGUCGUGCUGUUUUGGCUGAAAUGAUGCGUGCUGCUUUUAAUUACAACAGUCAGAUUGAUUAUAGUAUGUAUGGAUACAUUGGAAUGAUGGACGCAAUAUGUCCACAUUGUGAUGCGGCUAACUUUCGAGGUGAAACACCCGGCAUGUGUUGUGCUAAUGGCAAAGUGAGAUUGCCAGCAUUAGAAACUCCACCCGAACCAUUGUAUUCAUUUAUUUUUGGGACAUCGCAAGCGUCGAAGCACUUUCUGAGUCAUAUUCAACAAUACAAUUCGGCAUUUCAAAUGACUUCUUUUGGUGCAACUAAAAUUAUUAGAGAUAAUUUUAUGCCGACGUUUAAGAUUCAGGGCCAGAUUUAUCAUCAAGCUGGUUCGUUAUUGCCAUACCCCGACGCUGAUCAUCAAUUUUUGCAAAUUUAUUUUAUUGGUGAUGAAAAUUGUGAAUUGGAUCAACGUUGUGCAAUUGUUUCGAAUACAAGACGAGAAAUUAUUCGUGAGCUACAAAGGUUUUUCCAUCAGCAUAACGCAUUAGUUCAAUUGUUUAAAAUUGCUCUCGAUCGUAUGCCAACUGAUAAUCACAAAAUCGUAAUAAGAGCUGAUAGAACACCUUUUGGAGAGCAUGCAAGGCGAUUUAAUGCACCAACAAUUGAUGAGGUUGCAAUUGUAAUUCUUGGUGAUCAGUUUCAAUCCCGUGAUAUUGUACUUCAUCGUAGAAAUGAGCAAUUGCAACGUGUUUCGGAACUUCAUCGUAGUUACGAUGCAUUACAGUACCCAAUAUUGCAUUGGAAAGGUGACGAUGGUUACCAUAUCAAUAUACCAAUGAUUGAUCCACGAACAGGUAAAUAAAUGACCUAUUUUUAGUGUGUUGACAUUUCAUUUCUACAACUUUCUAAAGUCACAUUUUGUAAUUAUUAUCAGGUCUACAUAUACAGCAGUCGAUGGGUAUUCAGGCAUUUUCAAAACAGAUGCAAUUGGGAGAAUGUAUACAGUACAUCCAAACAAUGCUGAGUGUUUUUAUUUGCGAUUGCUAUUAGUUAACGUCAAUGGCCCAAAAUCAUUUCAAGAAUUAAGAACAGUCGACGGUCAUUUGUGUCAAACAUAUCGUGAAGCAUGUCAACUCUUGCAUUUGUUGGAGGAUGAUGCACAUUGGGAUUCAACACUUAAUGAUGCAUCUACGUCAGCUCAUCCACAACAAAUACGAAUGCUAUUUGCCAUUAUAUUAUCGACAUGUAUGCCAUCAAAUCCACUUGAAUUAUGGAACAAAUAUAAAAAUUAUAUGGCAGAAGAUAUUUUAAUUCGUAUGCGUCAUCAUGCAAGAAAUCCUGAUUUGUUGAUUACCUUGGAAAUGUGCAACGAAGCUUUGAUAAUAAUUGAAGAUAUAUGUCUAACGAUUGCAAAUAAAGCAUUAGUACAAUUGGGUAUGACCGCACCAAAUCGUCCCAUGCAUGAUUUGUUUGAUCGUGAAUUGCAACGUGAGCAGGAAUUCAACUGUAAUGAUUUGCGUUUAUUUGUACAAUCGAAUAUAACCAAAUUAAAUAUUCAGCAAAAACAUGUAUAUGAUACAAUCAUGCAAGCCGUUUCCAAUAAUGCAGGUGGAUUAUAUUUUUUGGAUGCACCUGGUGGCACAGGUAAAACGUUCGUUAUAUCAUUGAUUUUAGCGACUAUUCGAUCAGAUCAGAAAAUUGCACUAGCACUUGCAUCUUCGGGAAUUGCUGCUACAUUAUUAGAAGGUGGUCGGACCGCACACUCUGCAUUAAAAUUGCCAUUGAAUGUACAGGUGAUUGAAACUUCAACUUGCAAUAUAUCGAGAAAUUCUGCUAUGGCAAAAGUUCUGCGAUUAACGUCAAUUAUUUUAUGGGAUGAGUGUACAAUGGCGAAUAAAAAAUCACUAGAAGCAUUCAAUCGAACAAUGCAAGAUUUACGUGGUAAUCAACAGCUUUUUGGUGGUGCUUUGAUAUUACUUUCAGGGGAUUUUCGUCAAACAUUGCCUGUCAUUCCUCGAUCAACUCCUGCUGAUGAAAUAAAUGCCUGCUUGAAGUCAUCAGUUCUUUGGAGAUAUCUACAAAAAUUGACACUAAACAUUAAUAUGCGUGUUCACCUAAAAAAUGAUCCAGCUGCCCAUGAGUUCUCAAAACAAUUGUUAGAAAUUGGUGACGGCAAAAUACAAAUCGACAGAACCAACGGAUUGAUCGCUAUAGACGUUCGGGACGAGAGGAAAAGUGGCAUUAGACCGUCCGAUGUGGUAAGAUUGUCUGCCACCAAUGUGCACGCCUCAAGUGACAAUGACCAUUCUGUUAAGAGCAAACAGACGCAGAUGAAAGAAAAAGGUUUUAAAACAAAAAGGUAA
Messenger RNA from Trichoplusia ni (cabbage looper), 2785 nucleotides. RefSeq lists its product as uncharacterized. Gene Ontology annotation, molecular function: DNA helicase activity. The record is from RefSeq and is a predicted model, not a curated record. Gene Ontology annotation, biological process: DNA repair; telomere maintenance. The transcript is spliced from 3 exons. NCBI's taxonomy places the organism in Eukaryota, Metazoa, Arthropoda, Insecta, Lepidoptera, Noctuidae. Bases 1418 to 2785 code for a protein of 455 amino acids.